AACCCAUUGCUUCCAGACGCGAUAUCAUAUUGACCCAAUACUUUUUCUUUAAGCAUAUAGCAAGUCUCCAAACAAACACGGUUUCAUUAUUCAGACCCGCCACAUUCGCUCACCCUAGUUUCCACAAGAAUACCAUCGCCAGGCUUGCAAUCCUCACGGUGCCUCUCUUAUUUUGAAGAGAAAUUGUACCCUUACCCACAGACCUCACACCCGAGUCCCCCAAUACUAGGAGGCUAACCAACUGGCUUCGUCAUCACUGGCACCUUAAUCCCAGUACCGUUGUAUUGCCCCGCAUGUCCACCAGCGAGUCACAUUUCUACUUCCACCUCCUACGCAUCAGCGUGGCACAGAUGUUGAAGAACGCGGGCUUCGACCGAUGUGCGCCGUCCACACUCAACUUGGUGACAGAUCUUUACACCCGCCAUCUAUCGCUUCUCUUGAAAGAGGCCCUCAAGCUCCUGGAACUCAGCGGUCGCGGCCAAGACCUCCAGGUCCAGGACAUUGCGCAGGCAUUUGUCAACAUCGGCUUGAUAAAACCCGUCACGCUUCUCGAUCCGUUCGACCACGUCUACAAGCGAGAGACGAGUAUCGAUUUGGACUCAAACAACUACAACGACGGGAUGAAGUUGUUCCUUGACUGGUCUACGGGUGACUGUCCCGAGCAGGCGCGGACCCUCAGUAGACCCACAAAGGAAAUGAUUGCGCUGGCAAAGAAUACCACGCUUGGGCUACCGAGCACCACCGUGCGGGAGAACCCAAAUAACCCUUUGAGACCCGUCUCCUCGUUUGUAAUCCCCAGUAGCAGUCAUCUCCAGGACAGUUCAGCCAUGACGCCUGGUUCCUCCUUCCAUUCAUUGGACCUUAGCUCCAUGCAGAUGGCCAAAACUCCGGCCGCCCCAGAAGAGGAGUUUUCCGACCAUGUUGACUGGUUUGCGUACCUCAUGAUGAAGCAGCACGGCAAGCUCGGUGCGGAGACCAGGUUCCAGGGAACCAUCUUAGAGCCGUUAGAAAAAUCUGCGAAGGAUGCAGUGGCCGCCAAUAGCGACUUUAUCAUUCUCGGCGAGACUCCGGAAACGUUAAUCGACUGUUUACCGUAUACCCAGCAUUUGGAUAUGAGCGACGAAGAGUAUUAAGACAGGGGUGAGCGAAAGGGUACCCCGAGAUAUGCUUAUUUUGCUUCUGAUUCUAAACGCCUGUCAAUACCGCUAUCCGGCUUUCGAAUCUCCCGUGAACAGCCAGACGCAUAGGUCUGAGCUUGGAAACUUGAUUGGUCGGAUAUAUGACCUAACCGGCUUUGAUGGCCUAUCCUGUUUAUGUUUUUGGUUCCGUGACGAAACCCUGAAUGUAUAAGUAAUGAUUUAUGAUACGCAGUUGCAAGGUACGCACAGACGUGCUAGUUCAAGUGCAUUCACGUGGUGAUCUAAAUGGUCACUUUUGGAUCCACAAUAUGACAAAAUCGUAGUUUCGUGGUGGUUUAUCACUGGUAAAUAAGCCAAGUUUAG
This is a messenger RNA of Babjeviella inositovora NRRL Y-12698, 1502 nucleotides long. RefSeq lists its product as uncharacterized. The record is from RefSeq and is a predicted model, not a curated record. Lineage: Eukaryota; Fungi; Ascomycota; Pichiomycetes; Serinales. The coding region runs from base 294 to 1133 and encodes 279 amino acids. The transcript has a single exon. Gene Ontology annotation, molecular function: protein heterodimerization activity.